UUAAAGCCCGCCAAAAUUCAAGUUGCCUUUUCUCUCUGCAAGAGGAGUAAGUAAGGCAUUAUGGCAGCCGCGGCAAUGGGCGGUGGUGGAGGUCAUCCUUCAGAUUUCACAGAUCCAGACGCCGAAAACCCCGAAAACCUCGUAGCAAAAUUCCAAAUUCUUGCCGCAGAAGGGGAUCUCCUUGCCCAACGUGGAGCAUGGGGUCCAGCCAUAGACGCCUAUACCCGCGCACUCGCCAUUCGCCCCACAGACAAGCAUUGUCUCGUCUCCCGUUCCCGAUGUCACAUCAAUGCUGGAAACGGAAGACCCGCACUGCUUGAUGCCGAAGAAGCAUUGAAACAAGAUCCUGAUUUCUUCAAAGGAAUAUAUCAGAAAGCAGAAGCUUUGUAUGCAAUAGGUGAUUUCGAAACGGCACUUGUGUUUUAUCACCGAGGAAAUAGGCUUCGACCAGAACUCGAUGAGUUUCGAACAGGUAUUCAAAAGGCGCGUGAGGCUAUCGAAAAUGGAAUCGGGAACCCGAAGGAGACCAAAAUUCAGGUACCCCAGAAUCUGCGAAAGGCCCUUGCGGCAGCGGCAGCAGUAGAAGCGGAAGCAGCUGCAGAUCCGUCAACGCGAAAGGCUGCUGCUGCUGCACGCGGCACUGAAGGGAGGGGAAUUGCUUUUGUUCAGCAGCAUCAACAGGAGCAAAAGUCCUCCCUCAGUCCUGCACUUGAAAAUAAGCUCCUGGGCGAACUAUACGAAGACAAAAUGUACCUGGAGGAGCUGUUAUCUGAUAAGGACUUCACAGAGUGUCCUGAUGAGCAAGUGAUGAGUCUGGUUGCAGAUGGGAUCCGAUAUCUUCAGACGCGAAUUGACUUUUGGAGGCAGCAGAAUCCGCUUUAUGCACGUCCUAAGGAGAAGCGGAUCAAACCGAGGAUGGAGAAAGGUGGACUCAAGCCUCGGAUGCACACGGCGGAAAGGGAAGGUACCCCGAAGGAAGUACACGCGCGGGGGAAGGCUGGACCAUUAGCGGGACAGGGACGCAAAAGUGAGAGCCGUGCAACAGCAACGCGGCAACAGGUGGCGGUGUAAAGACGUCCAGACUACCAAUUGAUGUGGUUAAAAUGUAUUUUGCAAUGAUACAGAGCAUCUACCUCUAUGUACA
Spizellomyces punctatus DAOM BR117 is the source of this 1144-nucleotide messenger RNA. RefSeq lists its product as uncharacterized. Lineage: Eukaryota; Fungi; Chytridiomycota; Chytridiomycetes; Spizellomycetales; Spizellomycetaceae. The record is from RefSeq and is a predicted model, not a curated record. Gene Ontology annotation, molecular function: protein binding. Gene Ontology annotation, cellular component: cytoplasm. The transcript has a single exon. The coding region runs from base 61 to 1071 and encodes 336 amino acids.